GAUGAAUGGAGAGCAGAGAAUGAGGUGAGACAACCUUCCAAACACACCAACAACAGCAAGACUAAAGGCUCAAAGCAAACCUGUCAAAAUACAAGAUGAAAACCAUUCUCUCCAUUGCUCUUGUGCUCCUGGCUCUCUAUCUGGUCUCUGAAGCCCAUGCAGUCCAAGUCAAAGUGCAGGAGGGCGACUUUGUUUUCUCACUGGAAUCAGUGAAGAAGCUCCAAGAGCUGACAGAGAGCAGCAGUGUAAACGGGAAGCAGAAUCCUCAUCUCGCCAGCACCAGCUUUGCUUCCGUCUGUGCUAACCCCUCCCUGCCACAGGAGUUUAUGCCCCUGUGCAUGCAGAGAGGGGCCAGCAUGUCUCUCUCAAGACUAGCUACUAUGCCUAUAGACAUCUGUGAGAUAUGUGCCUUUGUUGCCUGCACAGGCUGUUAGGCAAGAUAUCAACCUGACUGCCAGCAGAAGACAAGCCACCCACAUUAUCAUUCUGCAUAUUGUGACAACAAUGUGGAUUUCAUGUCUUCAAAUUGCCAUCCUCAGACAUGAUUGGCCCAAAAGAUAACUGGACCAGAAAUGUACAAAAAAAUAGAUUAAAUGAUGGAGGCUCAUUUUCUAGAAAAUGUUAUUUGGAUAUUCAGCACUUACUUGUCUACGUAUUUUCUUUUCCUUUUAUCACUUGACUUUUAUUUUGGAAAUGUUGAUUUGUUACAGUUCUAUCUUACCAGUCUUUGUACUCAUUUAAUGUAGAGAUGUAUUUUUGUUUUGGGGGUUUUGCAUUCUUUUGUAUGUUUAUAAAUGUCUCAUGUUUAAUAAAUAAAAAAUUGAAGAACA
Messenger RNA from Oncorhynchus keta (chum salmon), 830 nucleotides. Its product is annotated as guanylin-like. The record is from RefSeq and is a predicted model, not a curated record. NCBI's taxonomy places the organism in Eukaryota, Metazoa, Chordata, Actinopteri, Salmoniformes, Salmonidae. Gene Ontology annotation, molecular function: guanylate cyclase activator activity. The coding region runs from base 96 to 434 and encodes 112 amino acids. The transcript has 3 exons. Gene Ontology annotation, cellular component: extracellular region.